GGCGCUUCCUGACUGUAAACUGUGCCUGUCACUGCACUGGUGACAAAAUGGAUUAUUGCUUUUUAUUGACAGUAUGUGCAUUUAUAUAUUUGCUUGUUUCCAUACCUCAUGCACACAGUGAUUAUGUUGAGACCAAAGCCGCCAAAUUCUUCAGCAGUGGCCACACCAACAACUGGGCAGUUCUGGUCUGCACAUCUAGAUUCUGGUUUAAUUACCGACACGUGGCGAACACACUGUCAGUAUACAGGAGCGUAAAGAGACUGGGCAUUCCAGACAGUCACAUAGUGCUGAUGCUAGCCGACGAUAUGGCCUGUAACUAUAGAAACCCCAAACCAGCCACUGUGUUCAGCCAUAAAAACAUGGAGCUUAAUGUGUAUGGAGACGAUGUGGAGGUGGAUUACAGAGGUUAUGAGGUCACAGUAGAGAAUUUCCUGCGGGUCCUGACAGGACGGCUACCCCCCAGCACCCCUCGAUCCAAACGGCUACUGUCAGAUGAUCGCAGCAAUAUUCUCAUCUACCUGACGGGUCAUGGUGGGAAUGGCUUCCUCAAAUUCCAGGAUUCAGAGGAGAUCAGCAACAUGGAGCUGGCUGAUGCCUUUGAGCAGAUGUGGCAGAAGAGGAGGUACAAUGAGUUGCUGUUUAUUAUAGACACCUGCCAGGGGGCCUCUAUGUAUGAGAGGUUUUACUCGCCCAACCUCAUGGCCCUGGCCAGCAGCCAAGUGGGGGAGGACUCCCUCUCACAUCAGCCAGACUUGGCUAUAGGGGUCCACCUGAUGGACAAGUACACCUUCUACUUACUGGAAUUCCUGGAGGAAGUCCAUCCGGCUAGCCAAGCCAACAUGAAUGAUCUGUUUAAAGUAUGCCCACAGAGUCAGUGUGUGUCCACACCGGGCCACCGUACUGACCUGUUCCAGAGAGAUCCGGGGAGCGUCCUCAUCACGGACUUCUUUGGGAGUGUCCGGAAAGUGGAAAUCACCAAGGAAACCAUCAAUCUGACAUCACUUAUUGAUCAGCCAAUAGAGCGGUCUGUUAGUGGCGCUCUACAAAUCAAUUCAUUGACAUAUGUGGACCAGCUACCAGUGGCUGAAAUAAUUAAUCAGAAACCCAAGCAGAAAGACUGGCACCCUCCUGAUGGCUUCAUUCUGGGGCUCUGGACACUUAUCCUGCUUGUGUUCUUCAAGACCUAUGGCAUCAAACACCUCAAACACAUCUUCUGAUGGAGUCGACCCUCCCAGCACCAGAGGGGUCAAAGAACCGACCACCACAUCAGGGGCCUCCAUAUAGUCUCUCUCAUAAAAGAGCCCACCCUAGCUUUGUUCAUGACUGAUUUGAUCAGGAAUAGCUUUUUAUUCAUCUGACUGAUGCAGGUUUGUUUUCUUUGGGUUUAGAUUUGUGUCAUGUUUUGAAAGUGUACCAUGCACUGACUACUUUGAAACGGUCUUUGUUGUUCACAGAACUGUUGUGAAAUCCAUUUGAAUCUCACAUGGAGACUUUCUUUUGAAAUUAAGAGACACACAGACAGCUUGCAGGGAAGAGCUUUACUUUUUGUUUGUUUGUUUUCUUUUGUGGGUUUGUUCUUUAAUUUCUAGUUACAGUUUCGUUAGCCCAGGGCAGAGUUAAAUUAUUUUCUAACACUUCCAAUGUGGAAUUGCUAUGUAAUGGAAACUUGAAUUGAGGACAUGCCCUCCUCCUAUAUUUCUUCAUUUUGUUCACAGUGGGGUGAAAUAGAGCUGUUGAGGUUUUAGCUUUAAAACCGGAAGAGAAUAAACAUUUGAGCCAUGGGUUCCCUCUGAAAUUUCCAAUGGGCUUUUAGAAUAGCAGUUUUCAAUUUGAGUAAAACAAGGUCUAAAAAACAUUACUUUAAGGCACUUUCACGUUUUGCUCUUCAACAUAAACUACACACAGUCAUACCUCAAAAAUGACUUUUGAAGCUGCUGUAUUUUAAAAAUGCGAGUUGCUGACAAACUAGCAAUGUAAAAAAAAAAAAACACGGGUUGGGACUUUGUGUAAUUUGUUGUAGAACAAAACGUGAAAGUCUCCACAAGUAAUGUUGAACUCAUAGAUCAGAAAACACACUUUGGAAAUUUCAGAGGGAACCCAUGGCGAAGUAGCCUUCCAGGUUGUGCCUACAAAUUGUCGCCGCUUUUUUUUUUUUUUUUUUUUUUUUGCAGAUAUCCAAAACUAGUGUAUGUAAUUUCUGUAUUAUUGCCUUUUUUAAAUCUAUUCUGGUUAAUGGGACUGUAUAAUUUGCACUCACAUUAUUUAAAACAUUUAAUUGUAAAAUAAUUUAGCAGUUUAUAAUGCUGUGAUUUUACAGAUUGUGGCUUUACACUGAACUAUUCUACUAGAACAGUACUGAAAGGCUGUGUAGGGGAUGAACGUGGAGAAUCUGGUUGUGUAGAAUGUCGAACAAUACCCCGAGGUAGCACUGAGAGGACUUUUUGGUUGUGAGUGAAAGAAAGGAAUGUCUGGGUCAUAUUUCACUCAUUUGUUUUUUUUUGUUUUUUUUUUUACUGUUUUCCAUGAUAUUUAAGCACAUUUUACCCUAAAUUCUAUUUACCAUAAUGUGAAAAAAACAACAACAAAAAAAACAUUUUUAACAAAAUAGAGUAAUGAAAAUAUCCAUGUCAUAUUUUACUCCUAUUAUAUUUUGGAUAAAGAAAAUUAAACCAAUUUUUAAGACCAUUAAGAUUUGUUUCCACCUUUUUUCCAUAACAAUUAAGCACAUUUUAACCCCAAAUUCUCAUUACCGCAUAGUAAAAAAUAAAAAACAAAAAGCUCAUUGUAAUUACUGUAGUACACUUUAACUUUUACUUUUUUUUUUUUUUAAGUCAGCAUAAAUUAAAUUCAGUACAUAAAAUACUACAUGAUACAUAUUUACAAUUGUACUUUACGAAUGUACUUAAUUAAAUGAUAUUUUUUUGUGUGUGUUACAGUAUAAGAAUUGAUUUGCAUUACUUGCCAACUGAAAUUUGAAUGUACUUAAAUGUGCUUAAUUGUCAUGAAAAUAAUGUCACAAUGCAAAAUAAUUGUAAAGGUCCUAAAAAAUAGGGUUAAUUUUAUGUAUGCAAAAUAUUAUUUUUUUCUUUACAUGUCCUGACAGAUUUGAUGAGAUUCACCCAAAAUAUCAUGUGAGGAAGUAAACAAUCACAACAUUUCCACACACAGUAACUAAACAACCCUUUGGCUGUGCCCUGAAUUUGUCCAUUAGCAUCUCCAAUCCACUUGAACUGUUACGAACAUGCUUUUAAAAGGGGUCGACCGAAUUCACCCCCAGCCACACAGUAAGUGUGAAUGAGAGACUUACAAAUUGCAGGACUCAGUCAUUUUUUUGUUUGUGUGUCUGCCUAAUGCAUCAUGAACUGUUGGUGCUGGCCAGUGGCCAGGCAUCCAGCAUUGUUCAGGACAUCAGAAAAUUCACUGGCAUUUACAUGUGCUGUGUGAGUUAAUGCAUUAUGUGGGGUGGGGUGGGGGUUAUAUAUAUAAAACUGGUAAAAGAUGACAUUUUAAAUAAAGCCUGCAGUGAAAAGAC
Molecule: messenger RNA, 3532 nt
Organism: Myxocyprinus asiaticus (Chinese sucker)
Lineage: Eukaryota; Metazoa; Chordata; Actinopteri; Cypriniformes; Catostomidae
Product: GPI-anchor transamidase-like
Exons: 11
Coding region: 48-1217 (389 amino acids)
Biological process (GO): attachment of GPI anchor to protein; protein localization to cell surface; proteolysis
Cellular component (GO): GPI-anchor transamidase complex
Molecular function (GO): GPI-anchor transamidase activity
Source: RefSeq, a predicted model, not a curated record